UCGCAAAGCCAGUGGUUCACGCCCUUCCUCUGGAGUGUCCAGUGCUUACUCUUCACCAUCUUACAGCUACCCUGACAUCAGUGCCUUUCCCGAGCUCAGAGGAGAUAUUGAUGAUGACAAGCUAUAUGUUGAUCUUGAAGACGAGCAGAUAUAUGGCAGGACCUCUGGAAUCUACGUCAGCAAGUUUGACUCGGAGCCCCUGUACCAGUGGUACAGCAAGGACAAGGUGCUGCAGAACAUGCGAUCUGAUAAAUCCACUUCUGAUGACCUAUCCUCCGACGAUGAAUAUCUGGAGGACAGGAAGCAUUCAGAAUCUGUGUAUGAGGAUGUUGAGAGACUGCUGGAAAAAACCAACGGUACAGGUGUCACCACCAUCAAGAACACCACAGCAACAGGUGGGAAAAGUUCUGAUGGCAAGGGGACUUCAAAUGUCAUCACCAUCAGUUCCAAGGACAAGCCACAGAGACGUUCUGUCAUAGAGGAUGUGUUCAAGAACGGAGGCAGUCUUCAUAGAGCACUGUGGUGUCAGAUGCCAGAGGUGAUUGAAAGUGGACUACUAGAAAAGUUGACAGAUCAGCAAAAGAAAGUGCAGGAGGCAAUGUUUGAGAUCAUCACAUCAGAAGCUUCCUACCUCAAGUCUCUGAAGGUCCUCAUCUCUGUGUUUCUCAUGUCACCGGAGUUUUCUGCUGACAUGACUGACAGAUGUGUCGUCAGCCGUCGGGAUAAGCAGGUCCUGUUCUCCAAUAUUGGACGCAUCAAGGACAUCAGUGAGGAAUUUCUGAAGGACCUGGAAGAGAGGUGGCAGGAGUCUUGUUACAUGAAUGACAUUUGUGACAUUAUCUAUAAACACGCUUCUAAUAACUUUGAACCUUACGUCCGGUACUGUGGCAACCAGUCAUUUCAGGAUCGGGCGCUCAAUGAAUUAAGGCAAAAUUCAGAGUUUAGUGAGGCGGUCAAGAGACUGGAACAGCACCCAGAUUGCCAGUUUCUGCCGCUGUCUUCCUUCCUCCUGCUCCCCAUGCAGCGCAUCACUCGUCUGCCUUUGCUUGUGGAUGCCAUCGCUCGCAGGCUGGAGCCUGGCAACCCAGCUCAGAUUAGUGUUAAACGAGCUAUGGAUAGCCUGACGAAGGUAGCAAAGCGUUGUGACGACGCAGCCAAGAAGAUGCAGCAGACAGAACAGAUGUGCAUGCUGGCUGCAAACCUGGAGUUUAAGGUCAAGGAAUUCCCGCUGGUAUCUGCCUCAAGAUUUUUGGUAAAGCAGGGGGAGUUAACUCUGAUCAAACACGAAGGUACCAGUCGUAAAACCCUCAGUAAAUUGCUCGGUUCCAGCAAAGAGCAUGUUCAUCUGUUUCUGUUUAAUGACCUUCUGCUAGUCACAAAAAAGAAAGGCAACACGUUCCAGGUCAGAGACUACUGCCAUCGCAAUGCCCUGCACUUUGAAGCCCUGGACAGCAUGGAUAAAUCCCGGCAUCAAGCUCUGGGGGUACUGACGGGGAUCGCCAAUGUUCUCUUCCUGGCCAUGUUGGCUAAUCAUGAGAACAAGCAGGUGGAAAUGGUGCUGUCCUGCAAGUCUGAGAGUGAAAGGACCCGCUGGAUUGAUGCCAUCAUGCCUGCGCAGACAACAUCGGACAAUGAGAGGAUUUAUGAUUAUUGGGACUGCCCCCAGUUCCACUGUGUGAGGAAGUACAUUGCCCAACAGCCAGAUGAACUGACACUCGAAGAAUCGGAUGUUAUCAAUGUCACACGAAAGAUGACUGAUGGUUGGUACGAGGGUGAAAGAAUCCGAGACGGAGCAAAAGGCUGGUUUCCUGCAUCUCACACAGAAGAAAUCAACAACAGUCAUGUGCGGGCACGUAACCUGCGCUUGAGGUACAGGCUCAUGAGGGGCUCUCAGGAAGUCUCACACAAAAAGUAG
Molecule: messenger RNA, 1915 nt
Organism: Candidula unifasciata
Lineage: Eukaryota; Metazoa; Mollusca; Gastropoda; Stylommatophora; Geomitridae
Source: the annotation of a GenBank genome assembly